Molecule: messenger RNA, 861 nt
Organism: Argiope bruennichi
Lineage: Eukaryota; Metazoa; Arthropoda; Arachnida; Araneae; Araneidae
Exons: 1
Coding region: 1-861 (286 amino acids)
Molecular function (GO): nucleic acid binding
Source: RefSeq, a predicted model, not a curated record
AUGGAUCCAAUCAAGCUUUGCGUGGAUUGGCAAAAAAUCAAAAGCGACACUUCUGUGUCAAGAAUACAGUGGAAGUUCAUCCCGCCCAGCUCGCCUUGGUGGGGUGGAUUCUGGGAAAGAUUGAUUGGCCUGAUGAAAACCAUCUUAAGAAAAGUCCUCGGCAAGGCUUGCUUAAAAUAUGAGGAGCUUUCAACAAUCCUUUGCGAUUGUGAGAAUGUUAUUAAUUCCCGACCAAUAACUUAUGUUUCAGAAGACCUGGAACUCCAACCACUGACUCCAGCGAUGUUUCUGAGAGACCUUAAAGAGAGUGGAGUUCCAGAUAUAGAUCAAAUCGAAUCUUCAAGUUUGCAAAAAAGAUAUCUUUAUAGAUUGAAACUUCGUAAAGAUCUAAGAAAACGGUUUCGAUCUGAGUAUCUUGGGCAGCUUAGAAGUUAUGCGAAAAAAUCACGAAACAGCUAUCUCUUUUCCAUAGGAGAUAUAGUCUUAUUAGAAACCACGGCUAAAAGAAUCAGUUGGCCUCUUGGAAAAGUGGUGAAAUUAAUCAAAGGAAAAGACGGGAUAGUGCGUCUUGUCAAAGUUCGCACUAAGCAAGGAGACUUACUUCGACCUAUACAGCGCCUCUAUCCUCUUGAAGUAAGUUCUCCCAACGACAGAGAACUUCGCAAGCGAAUUGAAGAUACCGUCAUUUGUGACGAAGGGAAGGGCCAUAAUCCGAGUGAUUCAUCUUCACCAGUGCCCGUCUUUCAGGAAGCAACUUCGCCAGUGCCUGUCUCUCCGGAAGAACUAUUACCCACUUCUCAAUCUCGGCGAAUCAACCGCUAUGGUCGAACUCUACGUGCUCCUCAUCGUUUGGAUCUCUAG